Darwinula stevensoni is the source of this 2127-nucleotide messenger RNA. NCBI's taxonomy places the organism in Eukaryota, Metazoa, Arthropoda, Ostracoda, Podocopida, Darwinulidae. The record is from the annotation of a GenBank genome assembly.
AGGUUCACUCACAAGUAAGGCCCCUUCAUUCUGAACUACUUAUAUAAAUAUCAACUUACCAGGAGAGGAUGAAGCUGUGGCAAUGCCCCAUGCCUCGCAUCAUAUUUAGAUCAUGGAGUUCAUCUGUAGCAUCCCAAGGUCAUCUUUUGGAUAGAUGCAGCAUAAGAGCAGCUGCAACUCUGCCCUUUGGCAUCCUACAUAGCCCCACCAGAAGCAGGUAUGGAUCCUCAGCAUCAAACCAUAACUCAGUGCCUUCGGCAUAUACAUCAAAGAGUCUAACAUCAAAAGAAGAGAGACGGGAGUUCAUGUCUCUUUUUCCUGACAUAGUGCGGGAUCUUACUGCUGAUCCUGAGCGCAUUUUACCUGAUGUUGAGAGAUGGUUCAGCAAGGUACUACAAUAUAAUGUCCCUGGAGGAAAGAAGAAUCGUGGUAUAGCAACAAUGACUGCCUAUAAGAGUCUUGCAUCACCAGGUGACCUUACUCCAGAGAAUCUUCACUUAGUCCACAUUCUUGGCUGGUGUGUCGAAAUGAUGCACACCUUCUUUCUGAUUGUGGAUGACAUUGCCGAUGGAAGUGAGCUACGAAGAGGGAAGCCAUCUUGGUAUCGUGUCAAGGAUGUUGGGCUGAGGGCCAUCAAUGAUGCAUUUAUGAUGGAACAGGGAAUCUACUAUCUUCUCCGCAAGUACUUCAGAAACAAGCCAUACUAUGUUGACAUCAUGGAACUCUUCCAUGAUUGCACAAUAAAGACAACAGUUGGCCAAUGCCUCGACCUCCAGAGUGGUCGUGAUGAGGAAGGCAACAUUGACCUGUCCAGUUUCACUAUGGAUCGAUACACCAAGAUGGUCAAAUACAAGACAGCUUAUUACUCAUUCUACUUGCCUGUUGCUCUUUCCAUGUUUGCUGCUGGAGUGCAAAAUCCAGAAUUGCUCAGGCAAGCAAAGACUAUCCUUUUGGAAAUGGGGGAGUUCUUUCAGGUCCAGGAUGACUACUUGGAUUGCUUUGGAGAUCCAAAUAUAACAGGAAAACAGGGGAAGGACAUUGAAGAUGGGAAAUGCAGCUGGCUGGCUGUGGUAGCACUUCAGAGAGGCAUGGCACCUCAACGCGCCAUCAUGAAGGAGAAAUAUGGACGCAAAGACCCAGCAUGUGUGGAGAGGAUAAAAUGCAUGUAUGAAGAGUUGCGUCUUCCUAGCGUCUAUGAAGCAUAUGAAGAGCAAACCUACAGAAGAAUUUACCAGGAGAUUCAGCAGACAUCAGUUGGAAUUCCACAGGCUUUCCUCAUGAAAUACAUGACUAAGUUAUACAGGAGAAGGGAAUGAGGUCAACUGUGCUAUUUUGCAGAUCAAAUAUUGACUGAUAUCUCAGACUGCACAUCAUGUCCUUAUAGAUAGAGAAAAGGAUGCAGUUGGGGGAUGAGUGACUUUUUCCAUUCCAUGGAGAAAUGAAAGCCUGUAAAUGUUUGAAGUCUUGAAUGGAUAAUAUGCUUUAUUGUUGAGGAGCAUUUCUUCUGGAAUGUUACAGUGUCUAGUCUUGCUCUGCAUCCAAACCUCAUUUGAAGUGGUUAAAAAAAAGAAUUCACAAGGAAUGCAAUUCUUCUAAAUGAAAAGUACUAAUCAUUCUCAACUGUGGUGGGGGUACCAGUUUAGGAAGAAAUAAUGGGCUAAUAAUACAAGAACAGGUCAGGUAGGAAAAUCCUAGUGUCUUCCCAAAGCAGAUGUGACGAGCUUGCCCGAGGACAAAUGUGGUCUCCUUGACAGGCUUCCAAUUAAUACUUUCAAAAAACUGCAAUAUUUUGUUUGAGCAUGGAAAUAGUCAACUGAAGGUGUUCUGAUCAAGGGAACUUUAAUGUUCUCCAUUUUCAUACAUUGAUUCCCCUCACAAUAGAGAGCUAUGGUCUUAGUCAUGGUUGCUGGUCAAAACAAAUAUUUAAAAAUAUCUUGAAAAUCAGCCUGCUCUAGGCAAGGAUGCAUUUACCCAGGCAGAUUCAAUGGUGCACUGUUUAAAAAAAAAUUCAACAUGAAUCCCCUCCAACCUAACUGUAAAUAUUAGCCUUUGUUAUGUAUGAACUGUGUUAGUAUAUGUGAUAUGUGCUGUUGGCAUGACAGUAAAUCUGUUUUUCUUUUUUACACA